Molecule: messenger RNA, 1259 nt
Organism: Podospora pseudocomata
Lineage: Eukaryota; Fungi; Ascomycota; Sordariomycetes; Sordariales; Podosporaceae
Exons: 2
Coding region: 212-1159 (315 amino acids)
Molecular function (GO): nickel cation binding
Source: RefSeq, a predicted model, not a curated record
AUCCUCAAUUGCAUCCGACUCUACCAGGCUCAAAACAUUUUGUUGCUGCAAGUAUCAGGAAAGCACGAGAGUGAGAUAAUGGAUUUCAUUAGAUAAGAAGAAUUGCGGCUCUUAUCAAUGAGAGUCUAUUUACACGACCUUUUGAUAUCACACUUGAUUUGCGUUUCCCACUUGAACAACUCGUUCUAAACAAUUCCAGAAGUGUUACAAAAUGACGAUAAACUUAUUUCAGGACCCGAUAUCUUCAUAUCGUGAGUCAGACACCGAUGAUGACCUUGACAAUGAGAUCGCCGAGCUGGAGCGCAAGCUGGCCGCAGCCAAAGCCAAGCGUUGCAAACACCCCCGAUCCCGGCUUGAGGGCGACGACUCAUCAUCAUCAUCACCGGAACAACCGCUGUUGGCACCUAACCUUCCAAACCACUUCCACCUCCUCCUCUCAGACUCCGCCCUCCCACUGGGGAGCUUCGCCUUUUCGUCCGGGCUGGAGUCGUACCUCGCCCACGGCCACAAGUCAAACCCUUACCACCCUCACACCUCCUUCGCAGCGUUCCUCCCGCUGUCGAUAAGCUCCUACGCGUCCACCACCCUGCCGUUUGUCCUCUCGACGCAUCGGGACCCGUCACUGUCGAAUCUGGUCGAGCUAGAUGACGCCCAGGACGCAAGCAUAAUCUGCACUGUUGGCCGUCGGGCGAGUGUAGCCCAAGGGAGGGCGCUGCUGGGGAUAUGGGAGAGGUCGUUUUCGCAAUCCCUCCCCCCCCUGGGUUCGUCAGUGGUAACGUCAGCGCAAAGGGGUGAUCUCAAGGCUUUUGGGCUGCUGGUCAAAAGGGGGUCGAGCAAGGAGAUCCCGGACGCGAGCGCUCAUCUUGCGCCGCUGUUUGGGGCGAUAUGUUCUGUUGUUGGACUGAGUCUGCAGCAGACGGCGUAUAUUUUUUUAUUUGGGCAUGUCAAAGCACUCGUCUCAGCAGCGGUUAGGGCAGGGAUGUUUGGGCCGUAUCAAGCGCAAAAGAUACUUGCUGGGGAGACGGUGCAGGAGUUGAUCACGGAGAUGAUCAAGCGGGAGUGGGGGACCAAGGUCGAAAGAGCCGGGCAGAAUGUACCGGUUAUGGAUCUUUGGUUCGGGAGGCAUGAGGUGCUUUAUUCAAGGAUAUUUAAUAGUUAGGUGAGACAGAUGUGGUAUCAUUAUGCCUUUUGUGUAGCCAAGGUAUCUCUAUGAGAAAAGGAACGCCAUGAUGAUAUUCUACAAAGCCGGUUGGGUUGGC